Molecule: messenger RNA, 1501 nt
Organism: Ostrea edulis (European flat oyster)
Lineage: Eukaryota; Metazoa; Mollusca; Bivalvia; Ostreida; Ostreidae
Product: cytochrome b-245 light chain-like
Exons: 6
Coding region: 273-788 (171 amino acids)
Biological process (GO): superoxide anion generation
Cellular component (GO): NADPH oxidase complex
Molecular function (GO): heme binding
Source: RefSeq, a predicted model, not a curated record
GCUUUAGUAUUACUUAGCAAUAAUCUUCACGCCGUCAAAAUGUAAACAAAAACGUCUCUAGAAUAUGAAUUAUUGCCACGAAAAAAAUACGCUUUACAGAGAGGUUUUUAAUAUGAAUAAUGUUACAUUUAGGAGAAAAUUAACAGAUUUCUACAACUGAUCACCUGUCAUCGAUUUCUACAUCCUGUGCGUUAAUCAUUUUGACUCAUUGAAUCGGGUCAUUUAUAGCUUCCGCCUUCCUUCUUCAGCUGGUGUGACUUCAACGAUCCAACAUGAGACAGAUAGAAUGGUCGAUGUGGGCCAAUGAACAGGCCAUUAUAAGCUCAUCAGUGAUCAUGUUUGGAGGAAUCAUAGGCAUCAGUGGAUUUUUCACAGCGUGGGAGAUUGGAAUAUAUGCAGUACUAGUGGCCAUUCUGGUGUUUGUGGUCGAGUAUCCGCGGGGUAAAAGAGUCAAAGGAAGGACCACCGAGCGCAAAUUCCAAAAACUGUUCACCAGGCUUGUGAACUGUAGCGGGUUUCUUGGACGGAACUACUUCAUCAGAUUUUUAUUCCAUCUAAUAUUAUGUGUUCCAUUAUGUUUCAUUCUUGCCACCAUCAUGGGUGGACUCUGUCUGUUUGUUACCAGCAUGAUUUAUCUGGUGGCAGCAUUUAAAGGCGAGCAGUGGAAGCCGGUGGGACUGGAAGAAAAACCAGUAGAGGACACCAAAAAAGAACUUAAAUCAUUCCGUCAGCCAAAGAAACCACCACCGCGGGCGCCGCCUCAGGGGAUAGAGGACAACCAGCUCUGACCUUGGACUGAUUUUUGUUACCAAAUGAGAUUACAAUCAUUAACAUGUUAUUUAUGCAGUCUACAACUAUUUAUAAUCCAUUCACCUUAAUGCUUGUCAAAUUUUCAGAUUUUUUCUGAUCAUUCCAGCCUGUGGAUUUUUUUCAAGUGAAGGGAAUGGGGAGUGGGGAGUGUCAUUUCUAUAUGAAACAUACUUAUCUGUGAGAGAAUGGUGUGUGCCACAUGAGCUUUGUGAUUUUUAUGCUUUUGAAAAAAGAGAGGACACAUUGGUUUGCCUGUCUCUCUGUCAGGUGUUACUAAUCAUUCCUUCUCUUGAGAAUCCUUUGCUCGACAAACAUCAAACCUGGUGCACUAGUACCCCCUAAGGAGGUAGAUGACUUCCAUGGAUUUUGAAAUCACAAGGUCAAAGGUCAAACUACUCUGAACAUGAGAAAAUAUUGUCUGUUGAAUAUUUCAAGAGCCCUCUGCUUGACAGACAUCAAACUUGGUAGACUGGUACCACCCAACUAUUCACCAUCAUUAUAGACAAUUUAAAGUUGACUCUUUUCAGUAGGUUCUGCAACUGGGGGUGGGGAGGCACAUAAGUUUCUAAAACAUUUCUUGUUGUAUCUAUUUAUAACAUAUACUGUACAGUGCCAUAUUCUUAAUUCAUCUUGUGUGUUUACAUGUAUCAUCACUUCUGAGCUUUAUGAAUUAAACUUUACUUGUCUAAAA